Ipomoea triloba (trilobed morning glory) is the source of this 805-nucleotide messenger RNA. RefSeq names its product aquaporin TIP4-1-like. Gene Ontology annotation, molecular function: water channel activity. The record is from RefSeq and is a predicted model, not a curated record. Gene Ontology annotation, cellular component: membrane. Bases 62 to 805 code for a protein of 247 amino acids. Lineage: Eukaryota; Viridiplantae; Streptophyta; Magnoliopsida; Solanales; Convolvulaceae. The transcript has 3 exons. Gene Ontology annotation, biological process: transmembrane transport; water transport.
ACCAAAACAAGGCUAGGCUGAUUAGAUCAACCUGGUCUUUUGGUUGUGAAGUUUGUCAGCCAUGCCUAAGAUUGAGCUAGGAAAUGCCGGUGAUCCCCUACGGUCUGACUGCAUCAAAGCACUAAUAGUCGAGUUCAUUUGCAUGUUCCUCUUUGUUUUCACCGGAGUUGGAGCUUCCAUGGCUGCCGAGCAACUACAAGGGAAUGCCUUAGUUGGCUUAUUUUUCGUGGCCAUGGCACAUGCCUUGGUAGUGGGCGUGAUGGUUGGCGUUGGAUUUCGAAUUUCUGGUGCCCAUUUGAACCCCGCUGUCACCCUUGGCCUCUUGAUGGGUGGUCAUAUCACCAUUAUCCGCUCAUUCCUCUAUUGUAUUGAUCAAUUGUUGGCUUCUGUCGCCGCUUGUGCCAUGCUCACUUACGUCACCGGAGGACUGAUAACUCCGGCACAUACCCUAGCAAGUGGAGUGGGUUGUGGACAAGGAGUACUGAUGGAGUUUAUUUUGACAUUUUCCCUACUUUUCACUGUCUACGCUACUAUUGUGGACCCCAACAAGGGGAAUCUUGAUGGACUGGGCCCACUCCUAACUGGGCUUGUGGUCGGAGCAAACAUCAUGGCUGGUGGCUCAUUCUCUGGGGCCUCUAUGAACCCUGCGAGAUCUUUUGGGCCUUCUUUCGUCAGCGGAAACUGGGCCAAUCACUGGGUAUAUUGGGUUGGACCACUCAUCGGAGGUGGGCUUGCAGGAUAUAUUUAUGACACAUUUUUCAUUGUUAGGACACAUAUUCCUAUUGCAAGUCAGGAAACUUUUUAA